Poecilia latipinna (sailfin molly) is the source of this 1468-nucleotide messenger RNA. RefSeq names its product serine protease 27-like. Gene Ontology annotation, molecular function: serine-type endopeptidase activity. NCBI's taxonomy places the organism in Eukaryota, Metazoa, Chordata, Actinopteri, Cyprinodontiformes, Poeciliidae. Gene Ontology annotation, biological process: proteolysis. The transcript has 6 exons. The record is from RefSeq and is a predicted model, not a curated record. Bases 42 to 1106 code for a protein of 354 amino acids.
UAUUUAAUGCUGAAAACCAGAGAAAAGAGGUACUGGUGACAAUGGCUCUUCAAGGGUUUGCAUGGGGCAUCACUGUGAUGAUCACGCUCUUCUUCAAGGGAGGUGACUCUCAACCCGCCUGUGCCAGGACUCCCAUCAACAGCAGGAUCAUCGGAGGGCAAGCUGCGUCUCCAGGAAGUUGGCCCUGGCAUGUGUCUUUUACCUCAAAUGGCUACACCUUUUGUCAAGGAUCUCUGAUCACCGACGAGUGGGUGCUGACAGCUGCUCAAUGCUCAACAAGCUAUUACCUUAAUGGUGCGGUUUUGCACUUUGGUGCCACCAACCAGUCUGGACUUGGUGAAGUGACUCGGAGAGUUGACCAUUUUGUCUGCCAUCGAGACUACACCUACAACAAAGAAAACGACAUCUGCCUUGUGAAGCUGUCUGCUCCUGUCAACUUCACUGACUACAUCCGACCGGUGUGUUUGGCUGCAGAAAACAGCACUUUCUAUGAUGGGACCAGCAGCUGGGUUACUGGUUUCAGCAGUUAUGGAUACUACUAUCCCAACACUCUCCAGGAGGUUGAUGUAUCAGUAUUUGGAAACACUAAAUGCAGCUGCUUGUACCGCACCUACUACUACUACUACUACUACUACUAUGGUCGUUCAAUAACAGACAACAUGAUGUGUGCUGGGAGUGAAAAUGGCUCAAAGAAUGCAUAUUAUGGAGACCAAGGCGCAGCUCUAGUGACCAAGAAAGACUCCAUCUGGGUCCAGAGUGGGAUUGUGAGUUAUGUUUAUAAUAACUACCUGGGCCGACCUUCUGUCUACACCCGUGUGUCCCAGUACCAUAAAUGGAUCACCGACAGAGUCACUGGCAUGGAGCCAGGCUUUGUUACCUACACCUCCCCAGGCAAUGACAGCGACUUUAACUACACCUGUCCUCCACCACCAUCUCCCACACCCUAUCCCACUUGGUACCAUAACAUUUCCACUUGGCACCCUUACACUACCACUGACGGCAGCAUAUUUGGCAGUGGUGAAACUCUGAUUCCCAUAGCUCGCGUGUUCCCUCUCUCUGCUCUUGUUCUGUUUCUCCAUCUGUUUGUUGGUGGUGCUGGAAACUAACUCAUAACUUUUACUCAUGCUGCAUUCUAAUUCAUAACCAACUCUCUACAUUAGGAUCAAAAUGCUGAUAUUGUUCGACUGAUUUAGUUUUAUUUCACAAAUUAAGAUUUCUACAAAGCAAAGGAAGGGUGUAAAGUUUAUCUGGUAAUUAGUUUAACAGACCUCUCAAAAUUGAAAGAUUUUUUUUUCUUUCUGUCCUUUACAUUAUGUUGAUUUUAUUUACCCAACUAUAAAUGCCAGUUAAGUGUUUAACAGACAACAGGUUUGGGACUUUUAGCAACCAAUCAUACUGUUAUUUUAUUAAAUGUGAAAAACAAUCGGUGAUUAGUGAUAAACUGUGAUUAAAGUCAUUCAAAACUAUA